AUGUUUCAACGUACUACCGCCACUUUAGUCAGACAAAACAAGGCCAUUGCCAGAUUCUAUUCUGAGGGAUCUACAGGAGCUCCUCGUUCUGACGGAUCCGGCGACGCUUUCACCAAGCGUGAGAAGGCUCAAGAGGACUUCUACAUUAAGAAGCACCAAGCCGAGCAAUUAGCCAAGCUGAGAGAGCAACUUAAGAAUCAGAAGGAACAUCUGCAGAACUUGGAGAAAGAGAUCAACAACAUCAAAGAGAAAUAA
Komagataella phaffii GS115 is the source of this 255-nucleotide messenger RNA. RefSeq names its product Protein that inhibits ATP hydrolysis by the F1F0-ATP synthase. Gene Ontology annotation, biological process: negative regulation of ATP-dependent activity. The record is from RefSeq and is a predicted model, not a curated record. Gene Ontology annotation, cellular component: mitochondrion. NCBI's taxonomy places the organism in Eukaryota, Fungi, Ascomycota, Pichiomycetes, Pichiales, Pichiaceae. The coding region runs from base 1 to 255 and encodes 84 amino acids. The transcript has a single exon. Gene Ontology annotation, molecular function: ATPase inhibitor activity.